AUGGGUAGGAGAAAGAGAAGGAAUAAGGAUUCAAUAAGAGAUUAUAAUAUGAAUAUAACCUGGGCAUUGGAGGAUCUGAGCGAAAUUGACACAGAGAAGGAAAAGAGAAGAGUGGUGACGAAUGAUGCCGGCAUUCCAGAGACUUCAGUAAUCAGCCAAAAUGGUUUUCGCUUUGCGGAUUGGAGGAUGGAUUUUGGGAAGGAUUUGAAGGAACGGAGGGGGUUGGCGCUCAACCAGAGCAAUACCGGAUUGUUUCGCUCAGUAAUGAUGGUGAUCCACUGUGAUGUGGAUGACAUGACAUGA
Molecule: messenger RNA, 303 nt
Organism: Brugia pahangi
Lineage: Eukaryota; Metazoa; Nematoda; Chromadorea; Rhabditida; Onchocercidae
Source: the annotation of a GenBank genome assembly